UCGGCGCGGCGGGACGCCAUGGGGCGGGCCGGCCGGCGGCUGCCCGCGGUGGCGGCGGUGCUGUACGGGGCUCUGGCGGCGCUGGUGCUGCUGGGGGUGCGGGACGUGCUGUUCGUUUACGAGGAGAACCGGUGCAGCAUGACCUACAUGUACGAGUACCCCGAGUACCUGAAAAUAAAAUUACCGAAGAAAACAGCCAGGCGAUAUCCAGCGUACGAGCUCUACCUCUAUGGAGAAGGGAAUUAUGCUGAAGAAAACAAGAAUCUGAUAUUGACAGGCAUUCCAAUUCUCUUUCUUCCUGGAAAUGCUGGCAGUUACAAACAAGUGCGUUCUCUUGGCUCCAUCGCUCUUAGAAAGGCAGAGGAUCUUGACUUCAAGUAUCAUUUUAAUUUCUUCAGUGUCAACUUUAAUGAGGAGUUGGUUGCAUUGUAUGGUGGUACUCUCCAACGGCAGACCAAAUUUGUGCAUGAAUGCCUAAAAGUAAUUCUUAAGUUGUACAAGGGUCAGGAAUUUGCACCAACCAGCGUUGCCAUAGUAGGUCAUUCCAUGGGUGGUCUUGUUGCAAGAGCACUGCUUACCCUGAAGAAUUUUAAGCCGGAACUUAUAAACCUCCUCAUUACACAAGCUACACCUCAUGUUGCACCUGUAAUGCCUUUGGACAGAUAUCUUACUGAUUUUUAUACAGCUGUAAACAAUCAUUGGACUCUAAAGGCCCAAGAUUUAAGAAAUUUAACUACCCUUUCUGUGGCGGGAGGAUUCAGAGAUUACCAAGUUCGCUCAGGACUGGCUUUUCUACCAAGACUGAGUCAGCAUGACAGUGCCUUAUCUGUUGUGAGUUCAGCUGUGCCUAGGGCUUGGGCCUCAACAGACCAUCUCUCCAUAGUGUGGUGCAAAGAAUUGAUCCUGGCUACCAUCAGAGCUUUUUUUGAUCUCAUAGAUGAGAACACAAGGCAGAUAACUGAGGAUCCCAAGAAGAGAAUGUCUGUUUUGAAUCACCACUUUGUUAGACACCCUGGAAAGAUAUUUGAGGAAAAUCCUGAAGCUUUCACAGAACUUACAGGAACUUUCACGUGGAUUGAAGUCAAAACCUCAAAAUGGACUUAUUCAGCUUACAAUGAUUCUGAUGGAAAAUACUUCACAUUUCCUCUUGCAAGCCACAGAGAAUCCUACAGUCAUGUUUACUGUGAAAACACUAUGUUGGACACAAGUAGCUGGGUUUAUGGCUGUAUGAAUAGCAGUUCUUCAGUAUGUCUGGAAGCUACUGAUCUAUCCUGGAAAGCUGAGUUACUUCCAACCAUCAAGGUUGUAAUACUGAAACUUCAGGACUAUCCUUCUUUGUCCCACAUUGUCAUUCUUGUACCACCCUCAGCUGGCAAUAAGUUUACUUUGGACUGUGAAUUCUUCAAAGAGGAUUCCAGAACAGUACAGCUCCCUGUAACAAAUCUUUUUUCCUUUGGCCUUUCUUCAAGCAAAAUUCUAUUAAAUUCAACUGGCUUAUUUUACAAUGUACAGCUUCAGCACUUCAACCAAGUAUAUCAAGCUUUCAAAGUACAUGUAGAGAGCCACUGCCAGUCACUGAUAGAAAGAAAACCUAGUGUUUACAGACUUCGUAUACCCUGGUCACACGAAGACUCAGUAACUGUGGUUAACGUCCCAUCGUUUACUGAAAUUUCUGCGAAGCUGCACAUGGCUCAGCCUGAAAAUGAGAGCGGGUUUCCAGUGUUAAACAUUUACUCUUCAUCAGACUGUCAGUAUGAAGUAAUUCUGAGAACGUCGUUUUUACAAAUUCUUGGACAAAUAAUAAGAUUCCAUGCUGGUGCUCUUCCUGUCUAUGUUGUUUCUAAUAUUCUCCUUACCUAUGGAGGACAGUUGAGUACACUGAUGUCAACAGGCCAGUGUUCAGAAUUUUCACUUGAACUAGUUAGAACAGCUAAACCCUACAAAGUAGAACCUAUUAUAAGCAUUGUUGUGUUUCUGCAGGGGUUUAACUGGUUUAGAGAGAUAUGGGAUUCACUCUUGCUACCAGAGGUGGAUGCUGCUGUACUGAGUAGUCAGGAUGCAUGGUUCCCCCUUGUGUCCCUGAUUCUAUUUCUUUUUGGGACAGGCAUUGCCUUCUGGAGUGCAGUAUUUUUCUCUACGUCUCUGAGAAUCUUCUCUUCAUUAUGGUUAACUCUGACUAGACCUACUGUACUUUCAAAAGCUAAAUUGAUUACACCCAGAAGACUCUGCGUGGUGGGGUCCCUUGCUCUGGUUAGCUGGACCACUUGUGGUGCAUUUGCUUUAUUCAUUAUUUAUCUUCAAUACUUGUUCAAGGUUAUAAAACUAAGUGUGAAUGUAAGAGCAGAGCAAAACGAGCUGAAUAGGGAAGUGGAGCGCUCAAAAGAAACUUCACAGAAUUCCAUUCGAUGCACAGCCAAAAACCAGAAUUUGAUAGACAGUACUUCAGAAGCAACACAGUCUCUUUCAAGCAGUACAACUGCUGAAGCUGCUAACAGUUUUAAGAUCCAUGUUACAGUGUUCAAUUUAUUCACAUGGAUUGUUCUGCUCAACUUGCCAUCUUUAGUUUAUUGGUUAAAAAAUCUCAGGUACAGUGUUAGACUUGACCCUGAUCCAUGUAGAACUACAGCUAUUAUACUUGUAUGCAUUUUAGAAAUUCUCAUGAAUUCGAGUACUUCUGAAGUGAAAUCAAGUAAACUCCUGAAGAUCGCGGCCAAAGUUCCACUCCUUUUGUCUGUUGCAGUGUUGGCUUUCGGACGAAUGCAUUUAUACAAAGUACCACAUUUUGUAACUUUUUCUCUUCUUCUACAUGUGCUGUGUUGUAUUGUGUAACAUUUCUUUUACAUAAGAACAGUGCAGCCUAGAAAGUAACAAUGGAGACGGGACAAAUUCAACAAAGGAAUGCCUAGACUAACAUAACUUGUGUUAUUUGGGAAAGAUAGCUGAAAUGUAAUUACUUUAUGAGAAGUUUUUGGUUCUGUUCAUGCUGCUUAGAAAGUUGUUCAUGGUGUUCAUUUCCUGACUGUGACAAUUAAGUGAAUUACCUGUGCGUGUGUAAGCACAUGAGUUGUAUUAAUGUUACAUCUCAACACUCCGUUUGCCUUGCAGACACUUGGAUAUUUCACUGUAUUUCUUUGUUGAAAUACUUUUUUAUACUCAGUACACUGUACAGUGCGUAUGUUCUGAACUUGCUUCUCUUGCAGGUCAGAAGUAUGCUGGUUAGACUCAAUAAACUUCAAGCACACUGUGACUAUCAGAAAUACUACACAGCCAAGUAUACUUUCAAUCAUUUUAUGCUACAUUUAAAAGCUGUCACACUUAUAUCUAGUCAAACCAGAAUGUACUGCUUCUAUAGAGCUGUUAUUUCUAGCAUAGUACUUGUUCAUUUACUGUUAGAUGAGUGAGAGAUUAUUGAAAGUUUUAAACAUAUUCAUUUUGUGAGUGUGAGAAAACAAUGACACUUUGUGUGGCUUUCUAUUCCGGAAGCUUACCAGCAGAUUCAUAAAUAACUGGCUGUAAUGUUGUUUUAAAACAUUGCCAAUUUUGUCUGGAACUUUAAUUCAGAAAUGACUCCUUAGACCUCGUCCAUAUGUAGGAGGUAGCAAAUUUUAAGGUAUGAUGUGAGUUGACACUACAGUUGCUAUACUGCAGUUUCCAGAUAGCCAAGGCAAGGUUCUUUCCUAUUGUAAAUGGAGAGUCAUCAUCUCAUAGUAAAUGUCCAUACAGUAAUUUAAUACAAAAUAGCUACAACAGUGUAAAUCCAUGCCUUGCCAUACUGUGCUAACUUCCUUCUGUGGAUGAGCUCUUAGGUAGUACGAAAAGCUGUCUGUAAUUAGCAGCUCUACAUAAAGAAUUAUCUUAGUGCCUAGAUGCUACAGUGACUGCCAUUUACAACAAUGCCUAGAAUAGCUGUGUGUAAGAAAUUCUGUCUCCUGGCAUAUGUUUUGCCAACAGAAGAAAUCACACUAACCAUUAUGUUAUUUAAAAUGAGGUAUUGAUUCCAUGUAGAGAUGAGUGCUACUACUUGCUUCUUUGUUAGCUGUCUCCACUAUCUGAGAUACUUGUCAUCUUCAUAUGGAAUUACUGUACCAUCUUGAUUACCUAAUAUGGAUAAUAAUAGGAAAUCUGCUACCUACUGUCAAUGGAGUGUAUUCUUAAUAUAGUGGUAGAGCCUGACCCAUUGGUUUUAUCUUGUUAUUCUUGCCUGAAGUGCCUCAGUUAGUUCUAGCUUGUUCUUAAGAGUUAAUUCAUCUGAGCUGCCUGAAAAGACUUAUUAAUUCACACAGUGACUUUUGAAAAUGAACCUAUUCUGUCUUAUAAACAAGUCAGCUAUUCAAGCUAUCACUUAGUCAUUAGAACUGCUUUUAUUAGUAGUUAACCAAACCACUGUUAUCGCUGUCAGUAACCUACCUGCUGAUCUUUAAGUCUUAAACUCUUGUUAACAAGAUUAGAUCAUGCAUAGUGUUUGUAAAUCAGAGAAGUUAACUGUAUUGUAUCCUGGUACUGUCUAACCAAAUGUAUGCUACAGUAUAUGUAUAUAAGAUAAUUUGUGUCCAUAUAUACUUGUAGCUUGAUUUAGCCUAAAGGUUACUUUUCAGGCACAGAAGAAUAGAGUAGUUUUCCUACUUUCAUGUGGCUGUUAAUGUGAUGGAUAGUGACAGAACUGCAGUGGGGCUGGUAAAAGGCCAUCUGUGAAAUGUGCAAAGGUCUGAUUUCUGUGGAAGAUCAUUUCUUUGGUCUUCAUGGUCCCUUUGGCCAAUUACUGUAUUUUGCUUCCUAUUUUGGGUUGCCACCUUUAUCACUUCUUCAUGCAUGAACCCAUUUGUUGGAGCUGUUGGUGAAAUAAUCAGAAUAAGGAAAGCAAACAGUCUCAAGAUGUAGUAACUUUGGUAAGUUCCAAACUCUGACAGUGCAUGAAACAUACCAAAUCACAACAGCGUAGAGUAACACCAUUUUUCUUAUUUAGUGGUAUUUUUGUAAGCUGGGAAUUUUGUUGAUGUUGCUAUCAUUCCUCAUGAAAUGGGUUACAAAAUGUUACGUAGUGCUUCUGAUGUGGUUUUGAAGGCGUAGGUGGGAAUGGAAAGAUAGAAUCCUUAGUCUGAGAUCUCAGGUGACAGACUUUUCUCACGCUUCUGUUGUUGCUUCCUUUUCCAAAGGUUAUUUACUUUCACAGGGGGAAGAAGUAGUCUUAUUGCAAAUUCGGAUUUUGUAUGCUUUGUGUAUCAUUGCUAGAUGAAAAACGUGCUCUCAGAGAUGUGCACUGAGGUUUUGCAGUGACUGAGGACUGUCUAACUGCCGUUUGAGAGAUGAGGGUUCUACUCUCAACUAGGUUCCCUGCAUAAUCAGUAAAGGGGAUCAGGACAAAUCCAGAGGGCAGUUCAUCCAAUUCUAAAGAAAGAUUUUAUAGGUUUCCAAAGUAGUUUUUCAGAUAAAUAGUGUGAUUGUACUUUUGGAGAAAAGGCUUCUGUUCUACAGAUUUCUAGUUCAGCCACUUCUAUCAUUACAGUCCUGGCAGAAGUGUGGGCUAACCCACAUUUUUAAUUGGCUGUAUGACAAAGUAUAAAUAUUACCAGAACAUCCUUCUGUAUGAGUGGGCAUUUAUAAAACAGCUUUUGGGAAAUACAUUCUCUUAAUACCUUUAAAAUCAGAAUUCCAGUUUACUCUUCAAAAAGUUUACUCUUCAUAUCUGGACUUACUGGAGAAGAUCAAGACAAGCUACUUCAUGAUGAUUUAAAACUCUAUGCUGUAAAGGAGCAUUUCUGCUAACUCCCACUCCAAGUUUGUUGUUCUGUUCCUUUUUAGAAGUUGAGGUACUAAUUUUGCAGAACCACUGUGGAUGUUUGCCUCAUUUACAUGCAAUCAUGCCAUGUAAAACAAAGACUUUUUGGCUCAUAUGUCAGGAGACAAUCAAAAUAAGAAUCUGUGCCUCCCUUAUGUUUUUAUAAGCCUUUAGAAAGGGAUUUACAAAAAAAAAAAAAAAAAA
Phasianus colchicus (ring-necked pheasant) is the source of this 5980-nucleotide messenger RNA. It is a transcript of the gene PGAP1, whose product is annotated as post-GPI attachment to proteins inositol deacylase 1. Gene Ontology annotation, biological process: GPI anchor metabolic process; endoplasmic reticulum to Golgi vesicle-mediated transport. Gene Ontology annotation, cellular component: endoplasmic reticulum. Gene Ontology annotation, molecular function: phosphatidylinositol deacylase activity. NCBI's taxonomy places the organism in Eukaryota, Metazoa, Chordata, Aves, Galliformes, Phasianidae. The record is from RefSeq and is a predicted model, not a curated record.